AGCAAAAAAUCAAGCGGAGGAAGAAGACCGAAGAAGAAGAUAUACCAUAGAGUCCAUGAACUUGAUAGAGUCCUGGACUUUCAGAACAAACCGUCUCUUACCUAACACCUUAAAUCUAUUAUCCAAUCACAAAAGCAUCAAUAUCUACUCCUCCGAGACCUCGAAAAGCAAUUUGGGUUUGUUCAGAAAUGGAACUUCAUGGCUGUCCUUGAGAAGUAUCCUUCAAUAUUCCACGUUGGUGGCGGUAGUGACAGAACACCGCCUUUUGUUAAUCUGACUGAGAAAGCAAUGAAGAUUGCCGAUCAGGAACAUGAAGCAAGAGAGUCAAUGGAACCCAUUUUGGUUAAGAAUUUGAGGAAGCUUCUAAUGAUGUCAGUUGAUUGUAGAGUGCCACUGGAAAAGAUUGAAUUCAUUGAAAAUGAAUUAGUCUUGCCCCAAGAUUUCAAGAAUUGUUUGAUACCAAAAUACCCAGAAUAUUUUUCAGUGAAAGAUGUCAAUGGGAAAGCUUAUCUUCAUUUGGAGAAUUGGGAUUCUUCAUUAGCGGUCACUGCUAGAGAGGAAAGAUUAUCGCUUGAAGGAGUUUCUGCUUCCAACACCCCAAAGAAAAAAGUCAGAAUAUCAAAAGAUGGUAAUUUCUUGGGUCCAUUUGCCUUUAGAAUGUGUUUUCCUGCUGGUUUUCGGCCAAAUGCGAGUUAUCUUGAAGAACAGUUUCCUUCUCCAUACUUGAAUGCAAGGAGAUUUGAAGCUGCUGAUCCAAAGGCUCGAAAGCGUGUAGUGGCAAUGCUUCAUGAGCUUCUUAGCUUGACAAUGGAAAAGAGGUUGACAUCUAUGCAAUUGGAUGCAUUUCAUUCUGAGUAUUUGCUGCCUUCUAGAUUGCUACUUUGUUUGGUAAAGAAUCAUGGUAUAUUUUAUAUCACUAACAAAGGUGCAAGAAGUACUGUUUUCCUCAAAGAAGCCUAUGAUGGUUCAAAUUUAAUUGAUAAAUGUCCUUUGUUUUUGUUUAAUGACAAGCUUGUAGCACUGGGUGGUCCUAAAGAGAUCAAUUUGUGCAAAGAGUUGCAUUUUUGACAAUUUCUUUUCUAUCAAUUUUGUUCAACAAAAUCUAAAGAUCACUUGAAUUUCAUGCUUUUUGGUAUCUGUUUAUUAUUUUUCUCGUCAAGAAUUUCAGAUUCUAGGACCGACUCUUCAAGUGGAGUUCCUGGAUCUUUAUCUCAUUCACUAGCCCGUAACUUCUAAGCCAGGAAAGUAUAAAUAUCCAAUACCAGAGGAGGAGCUUCAACCAAUGGACUUCAAGGCAGUGUGGGCAGCCAUGGAUGAGUGUCAAAAGCUUGGCCUCACUAAGUCAAGUGGAGUCGGCAAUUUCUCUUGUAAGAAGCUUCAAACCAUGCUUGCCUCUGCUACAAUUCCUCCAUCAGGAAAUCAUGCAAGUCUCUCUUAUAUAUAUAUCCUGUGUAAUACUUCAAGCAAAGAAAUAGUUUGAUAUUAAUUGACAAGAGAUGGUAAUUUUGUUUAUAAGGUGGAAAUGAAUCCAGUAUGGCAACAGAAGAAGCUUCUUCAAUUUUGCAAAUUCCACAAUAUCAAUGUGACUGCUUUUUUUCCUUCGGGAGCAAAAGGUACUAGGCGGGGCAGUAAUCUGGUUAUGGACAAUGAAGUGCUUCAAGUGAUCAGUUGAAUUACUAUUGUCUUCUAAAACACCAGUUUAGAUGCUUAUCCUAGAACACAUAAAGUACUACCAGGACAAAACGACACGGCAAAGAGGGCAGGUAUCGUCCUGUAGAAGCCAUGUAUCAAUACAAGCUUUAUGAAACGCGUGGUUACAAGAAGGAAGAAGCACCCUACACUCCUCUCCUUGUUUGAAUUCCUCUAAACAUAUAACGCACUGUUCGUUAUAUUUAAUUUGAUCAUCUUCUUUGUUUCCAUCAUAAGCAAUCACCGGGUAUGCUUCUUCCAAUGCCAUAGCCAACAGCUCACCGUUGGUGGCUGUACAAGGCUCAUGAUCAUCAUCAUCUUCCCAUAGCCAUAGUCUGCUUUCAAUAUCACGAAUUACUCGACGACUUCGACGUCGUUGACCACCUCUAACACUUUCCCUAUAAAGCGAAGAAACGCGAAGAAACAAUAAAAGGAAAAGCAAAACCAGUAACAAUGCCAUUGGAAACCAGCAAUUAAUCAUGCCGCUGCAGUGAUCUCUUAGUUGUGCGUGGGAGUAGGAAUGGAUGUAUGGCUGUUGCUCAUUCUGAGAAAUUGGUGGGUCGAUGGGAUUAAUUAGCCGCUUCACAUGCUCUUAUUUUCCAUUGCAAUGGAAUGCUUCUUAUUUCAAGGUGAUGAAGUUGAUAGUAGGAUUUCUGUUGUGUAUAUACAGAUGUGAAUAUUUCCACUUUCAAUUUGGAUUUUGUAUCAGGAGUA
Jatropha curcas is the source of this 2403-nucleotide messenger RNA. NCBI's taxonomy places the organism in Eukaryota, Viridiplantae, Streptophyta, Magnoliopsida, Malpighiales, Euphorbiaceae. The record is from RefSeq and is a predicted model, not a curated record.